Messenger RNA from Terrapene triunguis (Three-toed box turtle), 9324 nucleotides. RefSeq names its product NEDD4 like E3 ubiquitin protein ligase (gene NEDD4L). Gene Ontology annotation, molecular function: sodium channel inhibitor activity; protein binding; ubiquitin protein ligase activity. Gene Ontology annotation, biological process: regulation of dendrite morphogenesis; ubiquitin-dependent protein catabolic process. The record is from RefSeq and is a predicted model, not a curated record. Lineage: Eukaryota; Metazoa; Chordata; Testudines; Emydidae. The coding region runs from base 120 to 3980 and encodes 1286 amino acids. The transcript has 28 exons.
GUGCUAACAGUUUGGCAGAUGGGACACUUUUUCUUGGAGUUUGUCUUUGUUUUUUAACUUCUGGCAGUGCCUGAAUUGUUGCUGUUCUCCCUCUCUCCCUUUCUUCUCUUUGUUAAACCAUGGCCCAUCGGCUGCGGUUUCAUUUUGGCUCUGGACGAAGCAACACGGCCCCUGAAUCUGAGAUCCUAGACCGAGAGAGAGAAGAUGACUUUUUCAUGGCAUUCCACACUUUGCCAAGAAGAAACAGUCCUCAUCCUUUCUCCCGACAUGGAGCGGAUUAUGGUGGCGGUGAUUUGCAAGAAGUGGGCUCCUUAAAAAGAAGCACAUCGAUGUUUAUUCCUCAGCUGCUGAACAAUAUUGAUGUGCGUCCAACAAGGAGCUCAUCUAUGCAGAUCUCUCUUCAGCGCAAAGCUGUGAACGGCUGUGCUGAUGAGUGUGGAGCCCCAGAGUCUCCUGAGGAGACUCUUCCAUGUAAAUUCUCAGACUUCGGGGAGCAUUACACGUGCCCAGUUGACAGCCAUUCUUUUUCUUCAAGCAGUCCACAAGUAACCCCAGAGAAUUCUCCGCCCAGGAUGCCUGAAGAGACUGGGCAACGGCUUAAUGGAGCUGUUUCCUGUAAUCACAGAAUAUUUUGUACAAUUCCUUCCAAUAACCAGAAUGAUGAUGUUGCAACGACUGCCGAAGAAGAUGAAGCAAGUGAAGUGGCUUCAGGGUUAAACAUAAGUGGUGUAAGAAUUCAGCAUCGCGCUUCAAGCGCAGAUAUGCGUCAGGUUAUGCUAUCGCCCUUUGGUUCCGAGGUUCAGGAUAACGCCCCUGCCUCUGAACCCAGACGCUGGUCUUUGCAGCAUCUGCCAGACAUGUCAGCAAAUUCAGGAAAAAAGUUGUUUGUUUUCCAGUUGCAGCAAUCACAGGCAAGUGGUCCAGGUACAGAAAGCGACUAUAAUUUUGGUUUUACUGGCACAAAAGGGAAUAGAUUGGUCAGGUAUCCUCGCAUACGGCUGGAGAGGAGUACUUCCUACCCUGUCCAGCCGCGACCAGAACGAAUUAGCCUUGUAGAAGACGGAGGGAAUUCAGAACUGCAUGGAAAUAGCAGAAAUGGGUCAGAAAUAUCUAGAAGCAAUUCGGUAGAGAGGAUUCCUCAAGGGCAGGGAUGCUUGUUUAAAAUCAGACCAGAUCAAAACACAAGGCAGCAACACUUCAGAAUUCUUGUAACCCGUGGUACUGAAGAACAAAAUCAAGUUCCUGAUGAAGACAGCCCUGAUACCUCUGGGCCUACAGUGACCAGUGCCACAACUAGAGACGACUUCCUGGGUCAAGUGGACGUGCCACUUAAUCAUCUACCGACAGAAGACCCAACCAUGGAACGGCCAUACACAUUUAAGGAUUUCCUUCUCAGACCAAGAAGCCACAAAUCUCGGGUAAAGGGUUUCUUGAGACUGAAAAUGGCCUAUAUGCCAAAAAACGGAGGACAAGAGGAAGAAACUACUGAACAAAGGGAGGAAUCUGAGCGUGCAUGGGAGGUGGUUGACUCCAAUGAAUCUGUAUCUCAUCAUCAAGAGGAGUUACCACCUCCUCCACUGCCUCCUGGAUGGGAAGAAAAAGUGGACAAUUUGGGACGUACUUACUAUGUCAACCAUAACAACAGGACAACUCAGUGGCACCGACCAAGUUUAAUUGAUGUUGCAUCUGAUUCUGACAACAACAUCAGACAGAUAAACCAAGAGGCAGCCCAUAGACGGUUUCGUUCUCGGAGACACAUUAGUGAGGAUUUGGAGCCUGAGCCUUCGGAGAGUGGAGAUGCAUCUGAACCCUGGGAAACCAUUUCAGAGGAAGCGAGUCUAAGUGGAGAUUCCUUAAGCCUGUCAUUGCCACCACCCCCGGCUUCUCCAGUCUCGCGGACCAGUCCUCAGGAGCUGUCUGAUGAAUUGAACAGAAGACUUCAGGUCACUCCUGAUUCCAAUGGGGAACAAUUUGGUUCUUUGAUUCAGAGAGAUCCUUCUUCAAGAUUGAGAUCUUGCAGUGUAACAGAUGCAGUUGCUGAACAGUCUCACUUAUCACUGCAGAGUGGUCCAUCUAGGAGAGCUCGUUCUUCAACUGUCACAGGUGGUGAAGAACCAACGCCAUCAGUGGCCUACGUACAUACUACACCAGGCUUACCUUCAGGCUGGGAAGAAAGAAAAGAUGCUAAGGGACGUACAUAUUAUGUCAAUCAUAACAAUCGAACCACAACUUGGACUCGGCCCAUUAUGCAGCUUGCAGAAGAUGGUGCAGUUGGAUCAGCAGCAAACAGUAACAACCAUCUAAGUGAGCCUCAGAUAAGGCGGCCUCGUAGCCUCAGCUCACCCACAGUAACUUUAUCUGCUCCACUUGAGUUUGCCAAGGACUCUCCUGUGCGCAGAGCUGUCAAGGACACCCUUUCCAAUCCACAGUCUCCACAGCCGUCACCCUAUAAUUCUCCUAAGCCCCAACACAAAGUGACACAGAGCUUCUUGCCACCUGGUUGGGAGAUGAGAAUAGCUCCAAAUGGCAGGCCCUUCUUCAUUGAUCAUAAUACUAAGACUACCACAUGGGAAGAUCCACGGCUGAAAUUUCCAGUGCAUUUGAGAUCAAAAGCUUCUUUGAACCCUAAUGAUUUGGGCCCUCUUCCUCCUGGUUGGGAGGAAAGAAUCCAUUUGGAUGGAAGAACAUUUUAUAUAGAUCAUAGAAGCCAGGUGUUGAUAUGUGGAGACAUUGAUACCAGAGACUUAGUGCCCUCAUACGAUAGUAAAAUUACUCAGUGGGAAGACCCCAGAUUGCAGAACCCUGCUAUUACUGGUCCUGCUGUUCCCUAUUCCAGAGAGUUCAAACAGAAAUACGAUUACUUCAGGAAGAAGUUAAAGAAACCAGCUGAUAUACCAAACAGAUUUGAGAUGAAACUACACAGAAACAAUAUUUUUGAGGAAUCCUAUAGAAGAAUCAUGUCUGUGAAGAGGUCUGAUGUACUAAAAGCCAGACUCUGGAUUGAAUUUGAGUCAGAAAAAGGACUUGACUAUGGAGGCGUGGCUAGAGAAUGGUUCUUCCUGUUGUCUAAGGAGAUGUUUAAUCCUUAUUAUGGUCUCUUUGAAUAUUCAGCAACGGACAACUAUACCCUUCAGAUUAAUCCCAAUUCAGGUCUUUGUAAUGAAGAUCAUCUGUCCUAUUUCACGUUUAUUGGACGAGUUGCUGGCCUGGCAGUGUUUCAUGGGAAGCUAUUAGAUGGCUUUUUCAUCAGGCCUUUUUAUAAGAUGAUGCUAGGGAAACAAAUAACGCUGAAAGACAUGGAGUCAGUGGAUAGUGAAUAUUAUAACUCUUUGAAAUGGAUCCUGGAAAAUGACCCUACGGAGCUGGAUCUCAUGUUUUGCAUAGAUGAGGAAAACUUUGGACAGACAUAUCAAGUCGAUUUGAAGCCAAAUGGGUCAGAAAUCAUGGUAACAAAUGAAAACAAAAGGGAAUAUAUUGACUUAGUCAUCCAGUGGAGGUUUGUAAACAGAGUUCAGAAACAAAUGAACGCUUUCUUGGAGGGAUUCACAGAACUCCUUCCUAUAGACUUGAUUAAAAUUUUUGAUGAAAAUGAGUUGGAGUUAUUAAUGUGUGGCCUUGGCGAUGUUGAUGUUAACGACUGGAGACAACAUACAAUCUACAAGAAUGGUUACUGCCCAAAUCAUCCUGUCAUCCAGUGGUACUGGAAGGCUGUCUUACUGAUGGACGCUGAAAAGCGUAUCCGGUUGUUGCAGUUUGUUACUGGGACAUCACGAGUGCCUAUGAAUGGAUUUGCUGAACUUUAUGGUUCAAAUGGUCCUCAGCUGUUUACAAUAGAGCAAUGGGGAAGUCCUGAAAAAUUGCCCAGAGCUCACACAUGCUUUAAUCGCCUUGACUUACCUCCUUAUGAAUCUUUUGAAGAUUUACGAGAGAAGCUUCUUAUGGCAGUUGAAAAUGCUCAAGGAUUUGAAGGAGUGGAUUAAAACAGCUACUUUUUUUUCCAUCGAGCAAGUUCUGCUUGAACUGUUGAAUUUGCCUAAUGGACAUUAACAAGUGACAAUGGCAGAACAGUUGCACAAUGUUGGUUCAUGGAGCAAACUCUUCUACAGUGCAGUUGCCUAAAUUCAGAAAUUUGAACUACAACCUGUGGAUAACAUUUCUGAUAUUUCCACAGUAAAUCACCAACUGGUUGACAUGUACUCUAAUUACAUUUCAGCAAGACUUGUUCUAUUUAUGUUGUGCCUCUGUAGGCAAAGCCCUUAAUAAAUAUUUUACAUACUUUCUAAUGACAAUGAAUGGAAUUAAUCACUUUACAGGUAUAGUAUUACAACUCAUGUUUACUUUUUAAAUGAUUUAGACAUUUUCAGAUUUUAUUUCAUCACAAUUAAAAAUGUCAUCUACUUGGAAAAAUGAGCAUUUUUUCUUAUCUUAAUUUCAUACCAGACUUGAUGCCAGUGGCAUUUUUACUUUCAAAAUGCAUUUUGAGCCUUGUCCCCCCCAACCUAUUAGAAAAGCUGGAGUAACUGAUGUGAGAAAUUUUCUGCAGAUGGAAUAUAUUAAUGGCAAAUCUAAAAGCUUUUCAUUGAGCACAUUAACAUUUUCUGUACCCAGAAGAAAAAGUACAGAUUGGAUGUUACAUUUUUGUAUAAAUCAAUAGAAUAGUUACAAGCUGAGAGAGGAUCGUAACAUAGCAUGCCAAAUCUCACGGUCAAUAAAGAAAUCACCUCAUUAUUCCUUGGUAAUAUUUGUGUACUAUAAAACAUUUUGGGAUAGGGUUGGCAUUAUCGUUAUAGGAAAAAAUGCUUAACCCUGUUAUUAACUUUGUACAGUGAUUCUUUUACUAUCCUUUCCUCUUUACUAUUUGCAAUGGAGGCAACCUGGCACUGCUUGAUUUGGAACUGUGGAAACCAGAUCUGUUUUGUCUCCUAUUUGUAUGCAUUUGCUAAUGAUACCUAAAGAACAAGGUUUGGUUUUUUUGUUUGUUUCCAACUGCACCAACUCUAAAGGCACUUUAUGUAACACAUGGAGGUCAUAUCUGUUUUUUAUCAUAAACAUUAAUGUGAUUAUAUUCCUUCUCACUGCACAUGUCUUUCGGGUGCAAUAUCUAUCAAUUGUGAAUUUGGCUGCUGCUGCUGCUGUAUAAAAACCAGAUGUAGUGCUGGGCCUGCAGACAUGUUCUCACCAAUUGUUUUUGUGAUUUUUUUAUUCAAUCACAAAGAUUUAUUUAAUAUAUACAGUUAUCUAAUCAAUUUUGUUACCUAUGACAUGUUGCAUGCUUAAACUAUAAUGCCUGAGUUGUAUCUGUUGUGUGAUAGAUUAAAGGCAAAAGAGAAGACUUGCAUUUGAUCCAUUGAAGUUAAAUGGUUAACAUAGUAGUAGGGUAGGUUUGAGGGUAUGCAGUCAGCAAUUUGAUUAUGUUCAGCUUUGUGAGUUUUUGUCCAUCUACGAAACACACUUUGCUGUUUUUUCUAAGAACCCGACUAAUACUUAUUCACAAGCAAGAUGACAGAGUGCAAGAAUAUCUGAAACAAUUUCACCCCUUAUUGCCAAGAACUGAGGUUUUUUUUUAAUUUUAUUUUAAUUUUUUUUUUUUUUGGCACAUGCAAUCCGCUACCAGCAAUGCGUUCGGCAGCAGUUGCAGGCAGGGAGUGUAAUAAGUAUUAACUCUAGCCAUGAGAGCUAAUUUAGCAAAACUCAUCAAAGCUAAUAACAUUCAGCAAAUGCUAAUUUGUCAAACUUUGCCUGGCUUGGGAUGCAGCCUCAGUUUGCUCACAAAAGUUUGAAGAGUCAAUAGGUGCAUGAAGAAGUUUUGAACCUUCUCAUUUGAAUGUAGAUUAAGGUUAAUUCCCUUUCUAUAUUAAUUUUAUUUUCAGACAUUCCUUUUUUUCCAUCUGGUGAGCUGAAAAUCUAGACAUGAGAAUGAAGUGGGCUAGAUCUGAAUAGAUGUAAAACACUAUAUUGAUAGCCUCUUACGCUUUUAGAGAGUGGGAUCUGAUCUUUCUAACGUGUAUCUACAUGCCAAACUUCUGUAGCUAGAACAUGGAAUUGCCUUUAAAAAUCUGUCAUACUCCACGUCAGUUUUGUUUUUAAAAAAACAAUGUCUUAACUGGAAGAGUUUUUGUAUGUUUGGAGGCAACAUUUUGCUUCAGUGCCAUGUAACAGAACCUUAUUCCAAGGACUGCUAUGAAGUUUGCGCUAUAGACUUGAAAUAUAAACUAACGCUUGUGUAAUAAGGGAAAGUGUAGUCUAGCAGUUAGGCUGGGGGAAUUGGGAGUCAGGACUUGGGUUAAAUUCCCAACUCUGCCAUCACUCUCAUUGUGACUCCUUGGUUGAGUCAUUUAAAUUCUGUGCCUGUUUCCCCAUCUGCAAAAUGGGCUUCAGAUCUGUGUGUAAAGAUGAAAGGCUCUGUAUAACUUCACAAGAUGAAACAAUAGAGCAUAACUUUUUAAGACCAGGCUUUUAGAAAAUUAGGCUAACGUCUUUUCAGAUCCACUUACACAUAAACUAAGAAUAGAAACUCCAAAAGACUUCAGUAUACAUUACUGUAUUGAGGUAAAUUCCUGCCAAGGAGAAAAUUUUGUAUUUUUAAUCACUGAAAGUACUCAGUGUUGGAAAAUAAGUACAAGAAAUGUUUCUCAAAAAAUAUCCCCCAGCCCCUUAGCGUCCAGAAAACUUAAACCUUACUGUAGAAGUGAGUCUGUCCCUUUUCGUCAGGGUCUCUAAGAGAUCCAAAGUUGGUAUUCCAAAUCCCGGCUAUUGCCAAGGUAAAUUUAUAAUGUGAAAAGUUAAUUGUUCGGCUAACCCCUUUAUUGCACAAAGUCUUACGUGUUGCAUAUUAGAAGUUCUUUUUCGUUCGCUCACAGGCAGUUCCUGAGCAGCACAAUCCUUGAAUUUUAGCCACCAGUGAAGUUGUUUUGAUGUAGCUGCACUGGUGCAAGCCUCUAGUGUAAAUGCACUGCACCAGUGCAAAGCAGAUGUUGCACUAAGGUAGCUUACCUUAGUGGCUAAAAACCCUACUGUAGAAAUACCCCUUGUGUCAGCCAAAAGGCUUUACCACCUGUGGAAUCUGUUCUUUAAACCCAGAGAAUUGUCUUCAGUUUUGCGAAUGACUUGUGUGAGGUCCAGGUACAUAGUGUGUGCUUCAGCAAAACAGCACCUAUAAAGGAGUUUGAUUCUAUUCUACAGAUUACUUUGUAACUAAGAACUGUAUAUGUUGAAGCUGUUUUUGCAUUGACUAUUAGGAUAUAAAGUAGAUUUCUUGGAGUUUCUGUUCUAAUGCACUGAACCUCUUAGAAGUUCUUCUGGAAUUCCUGACACUGUAUUUGAAGGACUCUUUCUCGGGAAAGGUGGCUAAAUGUCUCUUAUUUAUUAAACCUUAAUUAAUGAGGAAAUUGCUCCAUUUGGACUUGUGCUCUAACUUGGUGCCUUUCUUUAAUAUUCAAAUACUGUAUUCACAUUCAUUCACCUUGACUAUGUAUGGAUAGUUCACCCCCUUAAUCAUAAAACAGAUACUUUUGUAGAAUUUGUAUUUUUAAAAAGAUUCUAAAUGGCCAAAUUAUUGUAAUUUCUUGCUCACAUCAAGUCUUUUAUAUCUCUGGCUCUCUUGUAAGGCAGGUCAGUUACGUAUCGUAAUUCCCGCGUUUAUUCCUAGUUGAUGGAAACUCAUUAUGACUGGACCUAAUUUCUUCCUGAAAAUUUAUCUUCCUUUUGUCUUGCCACUGAAGUUAACCAAAAAAAAAAGAAAAGCGAAUUUGUUAUUUCACUCAAUUUUAUUUUUAUCCUAGAGAAGACAUCCCUAUCUCUGAAUUUCUCAUGCAGGGAGGGCAAGCUGCGUGCUCUCUUGUAAUAUUUUCUGACAAACCAGCAGAGGAUGCUGCUCUACAGACUAACCAGUAUCUCAUUUCCUCCCUCCCCCCCAAAAAUCUCCACUAUCCCAAAAGACAUCCACUACCUCUGUUAUGUGAUUAGCCUUUACUGACUGGGGAUCGAGACUGCAGAGUUCGGUAUCAUACUUGCAAAUCUCACUUCUGAGAUAUUGAAUCUGUUCAUAUACUUUUGAGUGAAACCCUGGCCUUGAUGAGGUCAAUAGCAAAACUCCUACUGACUUCAGUGGGGCCUGGAUUUUACCCUUUGUGUUCUGGAAUUUAUAACGGGGAGGAAUAAGUGACACGUUUGGACCACUUUUUCAAAUAUAUAUAAAUAAGUACAGUAUACCCAACUAUAUACAAAAUUGAAUUUUUAAUAGGUAAGAUGAAAAAGAAAAAGCCCUUAUAAUUACCAGAGUGGACAUUUUACAAGCAUGAGGGUGGUUUUUAAUAGCAAAAGUCUUUUCUUUUGCUUGUAUGGAAUUUUGGAAAAAAACUCUCUUCCGACAUCUGUUAGACGUUGCACUAAAAAGCGAUACAUGUUUGAAAUGCAUGGGAAAAUUGUUUUGCUAAAACCUGGAAUCUAACCCAUAUUAAUGUUACAUAUCCCUCAGGUCUGUCAUACUGCACACAUAACAUUACAUUCAUAUCACAUGACCACCCCCACAAACCAUAUUUAAUCACAUGCCUCUAUAUUUCUAAGCCAUCUGGAUUUUCUUACGUUGCUCUUUCAUUUAGAAUGUCAUGUUUUCCUCUUUCAGUUAACGUCCAUGUAGCUUUUGUUCUUUUUUACCACUAUAUAUACAUAUAUAAACACAGUGUGUACCCACAUACAGUAGUACAUAUAUGUAAUGCAUUUUUAUAUGUCUUUAAUCAAUUCUGUGUUCAGGAUUGGCUUCUAAAGAGGAUUGUGAGCAGUUUGUCUCCAAUGCAGCUUUAGCAAAGCCAUGCCACAGUGAAUACGUUAUGAUUCUCGGAACCCAAAUAAAACCACUAGAAGGUGAUUUUGCUAUGCUCUGUGUUUGUGAACUUAUGACCUUUAUUCAAAUUUAAACCUGAAAUGACUACUUCCAAAGGUGAAAAAUAGUUUCAAACAUUCCAGAUGAAAUUCACGAUCUUUCGUAACUUUUUAUUGUAAAACGCCUCAGAAUAUGAGGCUAUUUAAAAUUAUACUAAAACUACAUUAAAAUUGAUUUAAAAAAAAACAAACUGAAAACUACUAUUUAUAAAUAAUGCUCAUUUUCACAAUCAAAAUAGCUUUAAAGUACGGUUGGAUUUGAUACACAGUGGAAAAUGUUUUUUGUUUUUGUUUAAGGACAAAAUCAUUUUUUCCAUUUAUUUUCUUAAGAGAAGUGAAGGAAAUUGUAGUUUGUUUUCCUGACAGCAAAAGAUCAAUGUGACAAAAUGAAGUUGUUGUAAUGAAAUGAUGCAACUUGUUAAAUAUUUAAUAAAGAAUUAUGGA